Messenger RNA from Clupea harengus (Atlantic herring), 2692 nucleotides. It is a transcript of the gene sox4b, whose product is annotated as SRY-box transcription factor 4b. Gene Ontology annotation, molecular function: DNA-binding transcription activator activity, RNA polymerase II-specific; RNA polymerase II cis-regulatory region sequence-specific DNA binding. Gene Ontology annotation, cellular component: nucleus. The record is from RefSeq and is a predicted model, not a curated record. Gene Ontology annotation, biological process: negative regulation of transcription by RNA polymerase II; neuron differentiation; brain development. Lineage: Eukaryota; Metazoa; Chordata; Actinopteri; Clupeiformes; Clupeidae.
CCAACUCCAUCUGGCAAUGAGACGAGUAAUUGGUCAGUGUAUUUGAGGUUAUCUUAGAAUGGAAACGUUUCCCUCAAUGUCUCCGGUAUUGAGCAGUGGAAGGCGCGGCCGGGUGGUGGGUGUGGGUGGGGGGGUUGUACAUGGUGACAAUAGAGCGCCCGCCUCCCUACGGCUCCGCCCUCACGAGCAUGCUGUCAAAGGAGUGCUCUCUCCUCUGUUGUCUCAAAAACACACAACUGGCAGUAGCUAAGCCACAGGGUGCAGACAUGACCAUGAUCCAAGACACAACCACACACUCCCAACAACAACGCAGAAAUAACAAUGUUCUUAAAAAUAAACACAAUAUUUCUUGCAAUAAAUUUGAUAUAGGUCAAUGAUAUGCGUUUAUAAUAGUAUAAUAAAUAGUAACUCUAGUAAGACAUGAUUCCUUGCUAAAUAUAUUGUUGUAUUGAUUUGGCUGCGCUGUCGUCUGCAGUCUACCUUUCCAAUCUGACUCGCAAUAGAAGAAGGCACAUAAGCAUGUCCCUUUAAAAGUAAGUUUAUCGUCUACACUGGAAUGAGGUCAGACAUAAAGCUCCUCAUUGAACGCGCUGAUUAUUAUUAGAUUUCUUAUUCAGCCAAUAGGCGCUCGGGAGGCGUGACAUUUGGCGCGAGGAAGGAUGGAGACAGUCGCUGAUUGGCCGGAUUCUAUCGCCAUUCUAUUUGUGCAAAGGGAUAAAGCUGCGAGUGUCUGAAUGUGAAGCUGUUAAAACUCACAUAUCGCAGAUGGCAAGUGGAUGCUAGUGCAAGGCAACAGGGCGGUCUUCCCACAUGGUCCUGAGAGGGAAAGAUAUGCAGACUGACUUCUACCGCUUCAGAAACUUGGAGAGAGCUUUGCAGUAUCAGUGCGCUCACAUAACCAAUGAACUAUUUCACGGCACCAGCAACUGUUACUCGAGCUCAGCAGAAGGGCGCUGUGUAAGCGAGCGACAGCGGGCUGGUACAGCCGCAGAUAGAUCCCAAACAACGAACUUUUCACCCGAGCAGUUCCUGCUCUGGAAAGGACUGUAAACCACUUACAUUCUGCCUCUCAGGGUUGACCUCAUAUCACACAACGAGAACUAAGCACAGUUCGCUCCUCACAUCAGCAGUUUGGAGGACUUCUCUUGAGAGAGCACAUUCUUUCUGACAUUUUUAGCCAUGGUUCAGAGAAGCAGCAGCGCGGAGAACCCUGAGGCUCUGUUCGCCGGGGAGUCUUCCGAUUCCGGAGCUAUGGACCUGGACAUAGCUUCUUCUCCCUCUCCCGGUUCUACUGCUUCGGCUGGGGAUAAAGUAGACCCCGCUUGGUGUAAAACCCCCACCGGUCAUAUCAAGAGACCUAUGAAUGCUUUUAUGGUAUGGUCUCAGAUAGAGAGACGUAAAAUUAUGGAACAGUCACCGGAUAUGCACAACGCUGAGAUCUCCAAACGACUAGGCAAGCGCUGGAAACUCCUGAAAGACUGCGACAAGAUCCCCUUCAUCCGGGAAGCAGAGCGGCUCCGGCUCAAACACAUGGCUGACUAUCCAGACUACAAGUACCGGCCAAGGAAGAAGGCGAAGUCCAGUAGCUCCAAGUCCAGCGGCACUGACAAGCCGGAGAAACCGACUGGCAGCAGCUGCGCCUCUACCAGCUCCAAGCCGUCCUCCAGAAAGAGUGGCGGGUCCAGGUCUGCCAGUAAACAGCACAAACUAGUUCUGAGUAGCGCCAAAGCCGCGGCGUCAGAGCCGCACUCUCCAGCUGUUGCCGCGGACCAUCACUCCCUCUACAAAUCCAGGUCUGUCUCGGCUGCCAAGCAUAUUCCCGAGAAGAAAUCAAAGAGGGUCUACGUGUUUCCAGGAAACGGGGUGAGUCCAUCCUCGGCGGCUGUCCCUGCAAGCCCAACGCUCAGCAGCUCCGCAGAGUCAACCGAGCCGCUGAGCCUUUAUGAGGACGGAACAGCGAGUGGCAAACAAGGCGCCGACUCCCCGCGCAGCGUCUGCUCGGACCAGCACCGCUACACCAGCACGCGGGCACCGUCCCCGGCUCCUUCCGCGUGCCACUCGUCCUCUUCCUCCCAGUCUUCCUCCUCGGACGAGGAGUUUGAAGACGACCUGCUGGACGUGAAUCCUAGCCCUGGCUUCGACAGCAUGUCGCUGGGUAGCAUAAGCUCAUCAGUACUGGACCGGGAUUUGGACUUUCAUUUCGAGUCGGGAUCCGGUUCUCAUUUCGAGUUCCCUGACUACUGCACCCCGGAGGUUAGCGAGAUGAUCUCGGGGGAUUGGCUGGAGUCCACCAUCUCAAACUUGGUGUUCACGUAUUGAACAAGAAAACCGAAGUUGUUGACUUUGCAUUAAAUUCUAAAAAAAAAAAGGGAUUCCGGUGAAGUGCGAUUGUGUUCAUAUACCGAAUGGGUCCCGUGCGAGAGCGGCGGUGAGCGCGCGGCAUGACUGCAUGCCUGCAUUAUGUUUCCGGCAUGACGGACUGGGACGGGGGUCAUGAAGAGGCGGAUGAUAUGAUCCCGGCGGUCCAGAAACAAGAGGAGUGUAUGAGAGUGCGUCCUGAGCCGGACCGAUCCGAUAGGAAAACAUACACUCAAUACGAACUGGAAACUGUGAUUGAUUUGCACGUACACAAGGGCGGGCUCAGGUCGGCUAUUUUAAUCAGUUUUAAUUAAAAGGGACUUGAUAAACUCUU